Molecule: messenger RNA, 231 nt
Organism: Trametes versicolor FP-101664 SS1
Lineage: Eukaryota; Fungi; Basidiomycota; Agaricomycetes; Polyporales; Polyporaceae
Exons: 3
Coding region: 1-231 (76 amino acids)
Source: RefSeq, a predicted model, not a curated record
AUGGCCUCCCUCUUCUCGUUCCGGCAGACAUACCGCUACCUCCAACGCCAGGCGCACGAGCAGCCUGUCAUCUUCUACUCGCUCGUCAUUGGCCUCAUUGGACCCGUUAUGCUCGUCACUGUCCCGCCUAUCCGCAAGACGCUGGGGUACAGGUACUCCGACCCAAUCCCCACAAGCUAUCCUGUACCCAAACGUGAACGGAGGCCAGUGCAGGGAUACGAGGACGAGUGA